Molecule: messenger RNA, 879 nt
Organism: Camelina sativa (false flax)
Lineage: Eukaryota; Viridiplantae; Streptophyta; Magnoliopsida; Brassicales; Brassicaceae
Source: RefSeq, a predicted model, not a curated record
AAUGUAGUGCUAUAUAAUAAUAAAGAAUGUACUGAAGCGAGUAAGCAGUAGUAGGAGCUAUAGCCUAUAGCAAUGAUGAUCCUACACUGCACGCCUUCCUCACCGAUCUCGGUGAACAUAUUGAAAUCAUCACCUCUAACAAGAAGAACAACAGUUAGAUGUUCUGUCAAGAAGAAUAUCCUUAAUGCUAUAGAUUCUGGCUCCUCUAAGUUCAGCUUAUGUCCCUGUGGAAGAAAGCAUUUUCUAGGAGAAGCUACGACCACGACGCCGUUUCUUCCCAUCUCUCCCUCCCACGCUUCUCAAUCUAGCUCAUCGGAGGUCUUAAACAAACUGCGUCCUCCAAAGCCAGAUUGGUAUUUCGAGCUCUAUGGAUGGUUUAGGAGUUCAGGAAUGGAAAGAUACGAGAAAGAGAUGGAUCAUUUCUGAGGAUGGUGCAGAAUAUGUUGGAUCCAGUGCAACAAGUCGUUGCUGAUGGAUGUCAUCUCAUAAGACCCACAGGAGAAUCACUAUUAAAAGCUGAGUUCCCUGGUGGUGUAGAUAUCAACAAGGUUUCUCUUACUAGCUUCUACCACUUGAGCCCUCAUAUCUACGGAGUCGCGUAUAAUUAAUUAUCAUUAAUUUGCCGACUCUUCUAGAGUCCUCUGUUUCAAGACUCUGGUGAAGAAUAAUAAAAAAAAAAGUAAGUUCUUUUUAUGUUUUGAAUAAUGAAACAAUUUGACUAAGUUCAAAUUGAAAUUAGUAAGUCUCCCUUAUAUUGUAAGAGAUAGAAAACGUGUAGUUUUCUAUUUUGUUUCUGUUCUUUUGUAUGUAAUGUGUCCAGUUCUCUAUGUAAAGAGACCUUAUGCUUUGAGUUUAAUACAAGUGAGUGAGAUUUUUAGA